Messenger RNA from Scomber japonicus (chub mackerel), 1674 nucleotides. It is a transcript of the gene klhl10a, whose product is annotated as kelch-like family member 10a. Lineage: Eukaryota; Metazoa; Chordata; Actinopteri; Scombriformes; Scombridae. The record is from RefSeq and is a predicted model, not a curated record. Bases 1 to 1674 code for a protein of 557 amino acids. Gene Ontology annotation, molecular function: protein binding. The transcript has 5 exons.
AUGAGCACCAUCAGUAAUUCAGUCUUCAGCCAGGUCCUACUGGAGGGAAAGUUGUGUGACGUUGUGAUCAAUGUCAGUAACGUGGAGUUUCAAGCCCACAGGAUCAUCCUCUGUGGCUGCAGCUCGUUCUUCAGAAAUCUCUUCUGCACAACACCAUCAGAGGUCUACAGUUUCCCCGAUGUAUCACCCAAUAUAAUGAGCCUAAUUAUGGAGUAUGCCUAUAACGGCUCUGUUGGGGUGACGGAGGAGAACGUACUCGGGCUUUUGGCGGCAGCACACCGCUUCGCCAUCCACGGCAUCUUAAAUGUCAGCUCUGACUUUCUAGAGCAGAAGCUUAGUGUCAAGAAUUGCAUCGGCACGUGGAAGUCAGCCGAGCUCUACAACUGUCUUGAGCUACGGAAAAAGGCCAACCUCUACAUCCUGCAUCACUUUGAGGAGGUGGCAGGAUCUUCUGAGGAGUUCCUGCAGCUCUCCGUGCAGCAGCUGGCGGGUUUGAUCGAGAAGGAUGAGCUCAAUGUGAGACAGGAGAGUACUGUGUUCGAGGCCGUCCUCCGAUGGAUCGAUUAUAAGCCUGAGGAGCGCAAAGGUCACAUGGCCGUGCUGCUGAGCAAGGUCCGCCUGCUCGUAAUGUCCGUCAGCUACUUGGUCGACACCGUGUGCAAGAACAAUCUGGUGAGAAUGAGUAUGCCGUGUGUGACCAUGGUAAGCAACGCCAUGAAGACCUUACAUGAGUCCAACAUGGAGAAACCUCUGACCUGCACACGCCUGCCUCACACUGUACUAUUAACUAUUGGAGGUUGGGUGAAGGAUUGUCCAACCGAAAGCGUUGAGAUAUACGACGUCCGAGCUGACCGCUGGGUGACGCUGUCCAACAACGGGAAGACUCCUCGAGCGUUCCACGGUUGCGUUUACCUCAACGGAUUCGUCUACUGUAUCGGAGGGUUCGACAAUUUCAGCUUUUUAAGAAGCGUACGAAGGCUCAACCUCUUCACCCGAACCUGGCAAGAGGUGGGGCCGAUGAACACAAUCCGAUGCUACGUCAGCGUGGCGGUGCUGAACGGCUGCAUCUACGCCAUGGGAGGUUACGACCGAUUCGGACAACUCAACAGCGUAGAGCGAUACCAGCCUAACGCCAACCAGUGGACUAUGAUCGCGCCAAUGAAUGACCAAAGGAGCAACGCCAAUGCCACAACGCUACACGGCAAGAUAUACAUCUGCGGUGGUUUCAAUGGUGAGGAGCUUCUGUCAUCCGCAGAGUGCUACAAUCCUCAGAGCAACCAAUGGACGAUGAUCGCCAACAUGGGAAGUGGACUGAACGGGGCGGCCGUCAUCGCCUACAAAGACCUCAUCUACGUAGUCGGCGGCUUCAACGGCACCACCUGUGUGAACACCGUCAUCGCCUACGACCCGGUAUCGCACAGGUGGCGCCCGGUCCCUCCCAUGAUAGGUUCACGCAGCAACUUUGGCAUCGCGGUGUUGGAGGAUGAGCUGUACGCAGUCGGAGGCUUCGAGAAUCUCGGCGCCUCCCACGAGGUGGAGCGCUACGACGGAAACAGCUGGAAAAGCGUCCAGAGGUUGAACAUCCCCUGCAGCACGCCCAGCUGCUGCGUGGUGGAGAGAAACCCGUACUUUUCCACAACUAUCAACUAUCAAAUCAAUUUUACGAAGAUAUAA